AUGCCUCAAUUAAAAAUACAAACAUCAAAGCAGCUUAUAAAAAAGGAUUUUAAAGAGCCUGAGGUAAGAAAUGUGCAUGAAGUAAUCAAUGAUGAGCCCAUAAAAGUUAUUAAUUAAGCGAUAUCAUCUGCUUCAAUUACCACAAAUUGGUCCAAUCAGCAUUAUGAAUCAAGUGAUAGAUCUUUUAUGGACAAAAGGUCAACCUCUCCAUAUUUCUAACAGUCAAAUAGACAUGCAACUAGCAUGAGUCACUCUUUCAGAGAAGUCUAAUAACCUCAAAAAAUGAAAGUUUAACCGUAAUAGUAAAAAUAGCAAAAUAACAACCAAUAUUAUGCUGCUCUUAAGAAACUAGUAAGCAAAUUGGGUGCUAAUACAACUUAAGAAUAAGUAAAUGAUGUUCUGAGAUAGCUUAAUAGCUAUGAAUCUGUCUGCUAAUCGCUAUAUAUUUAGGAUCCAAGCAUGUAAAAUGCUGCUGCUCAUAUCUUUUCAAAGGGACUAAGAGAAUAAUAAUACAGUGAAAAUGUAGUUCACUUCCAAGACCCAAUUAGUGAUAGAUUUAAUGGGGCACUAUAGAAAAAAUUAGUCACUACUAUCAACAAGAGAAAUGACACCAGCUACAAUUUCAUAAAUGGUGUGGAAAAAUAGCCUAAGCCCUAGAAAUUUGCUAAGAAAAUGAUGAGCAACAACUCUUCUCCUAAGAGAACAGUGGUUAAGGUAAUGCUACAGCCUGAUAAGUUUAGAAAAGAAAAUCAACCACCUAAAACUGAAAGCAUCGAAAGGUAUCAAGCAAAGUCUUUACAUUCGAACAGUAUAGCGGAUAUAGUGUUCAAAGAAAACAUGAACUACUAAAAUCUUUAAUACAAUUAGUAAUGUUAGACUUCAAGAAGAAGCCCUUAAAGAUAAUUUAUAGAAGCUAGUGGUAUUUCAUGUCUUCCAGGGAGUUAUCAAAAGAUCAUUAAGGACAUGAAACCAAAAUAAUCCACUAUUGGCACUUAUAAAAGAGUAUUUGAAGGUAAAAACUCAUUGCCUCUUGGAAGUGAUGACCCUUCAGUACCUCAAAAUUAUGCUUGUAACAUAAUGAAGAAGAGUGCUUCAAAUGUUAAAAUAGGUACCAGUAUACAGAACUAUUUCUCUUGCCAAGAACCUUAGAUAAUAAACAAUUCUUCAAAACCUCAAAUGAAUUAAAAUCCUUUCACUUCACAUAGAAUGAGUGUGUAAGUCUUUGAUUAGACAUAGCCACUUCAAUAUAACAAAUAAUGCUAUAGAGAUGUUUCCCCAAAUGUAAUAACUUUCGGUUCUCCUUCAAUUCCUCAGAAUUCAGAAUAUCAAAUUAUUAAAGGUCACAGACCUAAAUCCACGAGCUAAUAACAAAGACACAAUAUAUUCUACAAGUCAAAUGUGUCAUUUUAUUGA
Messenger RNA from Stylonychia lemnae, 1413 nucleotides. The record is from the annotation of a GenBank genome assembly. Lineage: Eukaryota; Ciliophora; Spirotrichea; Sporadotrichida; Oxytrichidae.